UCGAGGGUUUGAAUAAAGCAAUUUCUUAUUCUUCAUUUAUUCUGGACCACCUUACCAUUUUCACCAUGACAAAGGUCUUCACGCCUCUCCGAAUCGGGAAUGUAACGCUCGCACACCGCGUUAUUAUGGCCCCAUUGACCCGUUUUCGUGCCGAUGGCAAACACGUCCAACUGCCAAUGGCAACAGAGUACUACUGCCAACGCGCCUCCACAUUCGGAACCCUAAUUAUCGCGGAAUCAUCGUUGAUUUCUCCGAGCCACGACGGUUUUCCCAACGCCCCCAGAAUCCAUUCUGCUAUUGCGGAUUACACCAAGACUGUUCAGAACGCUAUCCGUGCAGGUUUUGAUGAUGCCGAAAUCCAUGGCGGUAAUGGGUACCUCUUGGACCAGUUCCUCCAAGACACCUGCAACUGCAGAGACGACGAAUACGGUGGAAGCGUUGAGAAUCGCGCACGAUUUGCUAUCGAGGUCGCCACUUCAAUAGCCAAUGCUAUUGGACCAGAGAAACUUGGCUACCGCAUCAGCCCCUGGAGCAGCUUCCAAGGUAUGCGCAUGUCCCACCCAGAGCCACAACUCUCGUACCUUGUUGAAAAGCUCCGGGAUCUGAAGCUGGGAUAUCUCCAUGUAAUUGAGUCGCGGGUUACGAAUAACGUGGAUAUAGAGAAGACAGAGAGUAUCGAGUUUGUCUUGGAUAUAUGGGGCAAGUGUUCUCCGGUGCUGGUUGCUGGUGGAUAUACUCCAGAGAACGCCAAGAAUGCCGUUGAUAAAGACUACGUCAAGAAUGAAGUCGCGGUUGUGUUUGGGAGACAUUUAUUGGCUAAUCCUGACCUGCCAUUCCGUAUCCAACACGGAAUUCCACUGACAAAGUAUGACAGGACCAGCUUCUAUACCCCGAAGGUGACCACUGGGUACACGGACUAUCCGCUCAGUUCUGAGUUCUUGGCAAAGCACAAGGAUUAG
Messenger RNA from Aspergillus ruber CBS 135680, 959 nucleotides. Its product is annotated as NADH:flavin oxidoreductase/NADH oxidase family protein. The transcript is spliced from 3 exons. The record is from RefSeq and is a predicted model, not a curated record. Gene Ontology annotation, molecular function: NADPH dehydrogenase activity; FMN binding. Bases 66 to 959 code for a protein of 297 amino acids. Lineage: Eukaryota; Fungi; Ascomycota; Eurotiomycetes; Eurotiales; Aspergillaceae.